GAGUUUACUUCCUGUUUGGCCGAGGGAAUCGUUAUCGGCUUCUUCCGUGUUAUUCUGCGCAGCCUCCAUCCCAUGAUAUAAAUCUAACGGAUUAAAAUCCAUUUUCACAAUUACAGUCAGUUACACGGACGGAGAUCAUGGGGGGCAUCAAACAGGAGCAGAGUGAUGCAGCACAGCAGUCCAGACCUUCACAUUCAGCAGAUCAACCCCAACAAGAGGAGCCAAAGAAGAGAGGCUGGCCGAAGGGCAAGAAAAGAAAGAAGGUGCUACCAAAUGGUCCCAAGGCACCAGUAACAGGAUAUGUCCGCUUCCUGAACGAACGCCGAGAGCAUAUGCGCGCCAGAUACCCUGACUUACCUUUCCCAGAAAUCACCAAGAGGCUCGGAGCAGAGUGGACACGAUUAGCCCCCAAUGACAAACAGCGCUACCUCGACGAGGCGGAACGGGAGAAGAUGCAGUAUGCCCAGGAGCUGAAGGAGUAUCAGCAGACUGAAGCCUAUCAGAUCACCAGUGCCAAGAUACAAGACAAGAGGAUCAAGAAAGAAGACACUCCAUCUGUUAUCAUCAGUACUAGUUCAGAGUCGUCAGUAUCAAAGGCUUCUGACCUCACAAGCAGAUUCGACAUCCCUAUCUUCACAGAGGAAUUCCUUGAUCAGAACAAAGCUCGAGAGGCUGAGUUGCGACGGCUCCGUAAGGCCAACAUUGAGUUUGAGGAGCAGAACGCAGUGCUUCAGCGACAUAUUAAAGACAUGUACAACGCUAAAGAACGCCUGGAGGCUGAGCUGGGGAUGGACGAGAAGCGUACACAGGCUCUUCACCAACACUUGCUGGCCAUCAAACACACAUUGGUCAACAGUCUGUCAUCAGUCCCCCUGCCAGGUACAGGAGAGACAGCAUCUCAUGGGAACCUGGACUCAUACCUGAGUCGUCUCAGUGGAGUGCUGGAAGGAAACCCUCACAAGCAUCGUGCACUGCUCUCCAAGCUUUGUGAAGUCCUCUCUCAUCUGGACAGUGAGAAGUUGUGAGGAGGCUGCAGCUGGAGACACUUUCAUUCCCCUAUCAGAGGGACAUGUGACUGGCUCUGUGGUAUUAGGUCAAGUCAGUGCCAUUCAACAGAGCAUGUGGCUAUAUCAAAGGAAAUAAAGGCAAGGGUACAAACACCACACACACA
Messenger RNA from Epinephelus lanceolatus (giant grouper), 1171 nucleotides. It is a transcript of the gene hmg20b, whose product is annotated as high mobility group 20B. Lineage: Eukaryota; Metazoa; Chordata; Actinopteri; Perciformes; Serranidae. Gene Ontology annotation, cellular component: nucleus. Gene Ontology annotation, biological process: regulation of gene expression. The record is from RefSeq and is a predicted model, not a curated record.